GAUACGUCGGCUACGUCGCGCUUGUCCAACUAAGUAACAGAUUAUUCGUCGGAAAGAAGAAUUUUCUUUUAAUAGAGGAGAGGACGACGAAACGUUCGCGAUUAGUCCGUAAAAGUUCGAUCGCAGCGUAGCAGAUGGUCGAGUACGAACCGAUGAGAUCGCGUACGAUCGUUGAACGAUCGGGACGAUUCGGGGGAUUUUUCCGGUCAUAAAUGGUCGAGCAGAGGUAGAAACAGAGACGACCUUUUAUCCCUGGCGUCGGAGUCGAACGCGAAAGGAACGAGACGCGAAGGCUAUACGGGGUACAGGCCGAACAGGCACGCGAACAAAGAAAGCUCGAUUAGGUUCGGGUCAAAGAAGGGAAGAGGUAUUAAGAAAAGGUUAGGCAAGGAAAAAUUGUAAACUAACGUUACCUCGAGCGAUACGUGGCUAGAAACGAAGCAACGGGAACUAUAGAAGUUCUAGAAGAUAACGAAGAAAAGUCUGGCCGAGAGCGAGAAACGGAAAAGAGACGAAGGAGAGAGGAAAGAGACGACGUCGCGGGAUAGAAAGGUACAGGAAAGGACAGGAAGGGACAGGAAAGGAAGAAAGAAGAAGCAGCGGAGGUGGGAAGGAAAGAUGGACUCGGCGGAGAAGCCGAGUGAAACUCUCGCCGGCUGGCGCCGUGCUGUCGGCCCCCGCUGCCUCUUGCCGCCAACAAUGCGCCUCUCCCCCGAUCGUUUCGCCUGGCAUCGUCGCUAACGUCAACGCCAACACCAACGUUUACUCCUAUACCGAUACCAGCUGCAGCGACACUGCCAACGCCAGCAUCACCGUUUGUCGCGUCGCGUCGCGCCGUUGUCAUCGUUCGCGUACCGUUCAACGAUUCCUCGCCGAACGAACCGAAUCUCGCGCGAGAUUCGCUCGGGCUUUUUAUCGCGGCCGGCGCUCGCCGUUAUCGAUAACGCGGAAACCGUGAGAUUCGUUACGUUGGUAGUAACGAUUACAUCGCGCGGACGAACAUUGGUAGCGGCGUUUAAUAAUCGUGAUAGUAGUGGUGGUAAUCGUGGUCGCGGCGACGGUGGUGGUGGUGGUGGUGGUGGUGGUAGCGGUAGUAAGGUUAGAGGCAGUAAAGUCGCAGGCCAGUAGUCGGGACUCCCUCGCACGCGUACGCGAUGAAAGAGACUCGAACGCGCGAGGCGAGUCAGUACAUGGUCGACCGCGAUCGAGCGAGGUCGUGCUCCGUUUCCGCAAUCGUUCCGGUCCUUCGACUCGGCUCCGCUCCAAACUCGGAAGCUUCGACGGAUUUAAACGCGAUUAAGUCGAGCUUGUUUUUCUCGGUGAUUCGAAAACUUUGACUUUCGACCGAAGUGAAAGAACGACGAUCGACCACGAACAGUGCGCGAGAAACGAGAACGGGUGGGAGAAUACGAAAAGGGAGAAGAACGCGUUUGCCGGUACCCGUGAACCUGUCCGCUACACGUGUACCGUGGGAUCCACCCCACGAAAAACAGUGCGCGAUAGCAGUGGUGCGCGUGCGGUGAUCAAGAAUAGAAAAGUCUGUGUUUAACGCGCGCAUCGAACCACGCACGACUCGUGUCUAAAACCACGGACGAAAAUGACCCGUCGCGUGCUGGAAUCCAUCACGGAGUUGUCUACUUUGAUCAAAGCCGGUGGAAUGGCGGGCUCCGAAAAGGACGCUGGUUUCUGUAGCGGAGGCGACGAAGACGACAUGUCCGGUUUUCAUUCGCCGAGCGCCUCCGAGGAUAGCGUGGAGGUGCAAGUAACGCCGAUUUCAUUAAAGAACAAAAGAAAAUUGGCAGAACCACGGAAAAUUCAUGAACCGAGCACGGCACCGUUAAAGAAAAGAAGAUUCGAGCUAAUCGAGGAGGAAACUGUGCCGGACGAAGAAUCCAGAACGAUUCGAUCGCCGAGUCCCUUCAGACCGUGGAAUUGUUCCGGCAAGAACGUCGAUUCGAAACUCUCUAUGUCGCUGACAGCGAACAAAACCGUCAACGAAAGAUCGACCGCGUCGUUGUCCGUAACGUCCGCUGCCUCCAAGCGAAUCAGUCUGGCUAAUAGCGAAAACGAGGCUCGCGGGAACGCCGACGGAGACGAGGAAUCUCGAAGAAGACGAAACGAGUCACGGGUCCGGGAACAUUUACCUCCAAGAUCGCGACAUUCCACGCAAAUUCGUCCCCUUCGCGUCCACGAGCGAGAGACGUCUCGCGAAAAAUUCGAUUGCGCGACUCUCUCCGAAGGCGUAACGACCAUCGCGGAAACAACAUCGUCGACGACGGCCGACGCGAUCACGCGUCCUGGAUCGCAAGAAGAACCGUUGUCGCUCGUUCUGAGAGGAGACGUAACCAGCAGAGUACCCUCGCAUCCAGCGAUAAACGGUAGUUACGAAAAAUCCUGUUCGUAUACCGUGGAACCUCCAAACGUCUCGACCGCCUCGUUGUCAUCGCCGUUAUCUUCUUCCUCGCUCUCCUCUUUAUCCUCCUUGUCAUCCUCUUCGUCCUCGUCUUCCUCCGCCUCCUCUGCGUCCUCGUCGUCGUCGUCGUCGUCGUCGUCAUCCUCGUCAUCGUCUUCGUCGUCGUCGUCAUCGUUAUCCUCGUCCUCGUCGUUCCGUCGUCAACCGAACGAUCGAAUCGACUGUUCCACCGUCGGUAGUUCCUUCUCAACGGCGACGUCUACAACCGCGAUCGUAACGACAACUGCCACCGCGACAACCGCGACAACGAUGACUAAUGUCCAAACCGGCCACUCGAGGCAACAUUCGAUAACGGGCCAGCAAAGAAAUUACAAGAACAUGACCCGCGAAAGAAGAAUAGAAGCGAACGCCAGAGAAAGAACGAGAGUGCACACGAUAAGCGCCGCGUUCGACACUCUUAGACGAGCCAUUCCCGCUUAUUCUCACAAUCAAAAAUUGUCCAAGUUGUCCGUGUUGAGAAUCGCGUGCAGUUACAUCAUGACUCUCGGUAAAAUCGUCGAUGCCGGCGAACACGAACAGACCAACGGUGCUUCGUUGAGGACCUGCGUGGAUCUCGUAUCCAGGACCAUCCAGACCGAAGGCAAACUGAGAAAGAGAAAAGAAGACUGAAGCCAACUAUACCGAUCCGCGCGACGACUAACUUUUAUCUUUAGCCUUUCCCACCGUAUCCCACCGUUCGCGAUUCUCUAGCCGUUUAGUUUUAUCUCGGUUCUACUCGUUCGCGGUCGGCUACAAUCGGAUAGAAUACAGAUAGAAUCCAGGUAACAGCCGUUCAACGAGAAAACGCGUUUAAUCACCUUCAAUUUUCUGUAUUUCGAUUGACCGCGAAAAAUUCUAACCGAAAUUCGGAAUCGAACAACUAUCGACGGUCGCUGCUCGAUAGGUCGAUUCGCAAAAUUUCAAGCGCUACGCGAACAAUCUUUUUCGAUUUCGAGCAUCGAUCGGACAUCGACUCGGCUUUCUAAUAAAAAUCGAAUAAAAAUCGAUCCAACCUCGUCACGAAAAUUUUCUACAAAACGAGUAGGAAGUUGAUUCACCUGGAAGUUUCUGUAACGCGUGAACGAUGAACGCGCGAGAGGCGUGAUACGGAUACGACGAGGUUGGUUCGGUAGCUGCAACCGGUUGCGCCAGGAUUCAUCGACGACCAUCUACGCGAAUCGUUGUCGAUCCAUGUAUUAAAAUACGCAACGACAAGUUAAUACGCGCGCAUUCGUCGUUGCAAGAAUCGUCGUCGGACGGUGGUGCACCGAUCCAUCGAUUACUCGUCAUCUAACUUGGAAAUAAAUUGUCGACUUUAAGAAAAUUAA
This is a messenger RNA of Megachile rotundata (alfalfa leafcutting bee), 3780 nucleotides long. RefSeq names its product atonal bHLH transcription factor 8-like protein net (gene net). The record is from RefSeq and is a predicted model, not a curated record. Gene Ontology annotation, cellular component: nucleus. Gene Ontology annotation, biological process: positive regulation of transcription by RNA polymerase II; anatomical structure morphogenesis. Lineage: Eukaryota; Metazoa; Arthropoda; Insecta; Hymenoptera; Megachilidae. Gene Ontology annotation, molecular function: DNA-binding transcription factor activity; protein dimerization activity; E-box binding.